This is a messenger RNA of Phycomyces blakesleeanus NRRL 1555(-), 495 nucleotides long. RefSeq lists its product as hypothetical. The coding region runs from base 1 to 495 and encodes 164 amino acids. The record is from RefSeq and is a predicted model, not a curated record. The transcript is spliced from 2 exons. Lineage: Eukaryota; Fungi; Mucoromycota; Mucoromycetes; Mucorales; Phycomycetaceae.
AUGAAUCCCACCAAGAAUACUAGAAAUACGAAAAGUCGACUCUCUCUUGCUAGCGAGCCCACUCGUCAUUCUUUCACCCCUCCAAAUAGACGGCACACACAUGCACUUGAUACACCUCGUCUCAGUCGAUCGAGAUCUACACAGUCUUCAAUGAGCAAUUUCGUGAGACCAAUCCAAAACACCAACUCUCUACCACUCGUACCAAGCAUCUCUUCACCAAUACCACACACUCCACACACACCGCAAUUACCACACACAUCACAAUCACCACAUACAUCACACACGCCUCAUACACCUCAAACAUCACAUACACCCCAAAGCACAACACCAAACGAUCAUACAAUCUUGUCAGGCGUGAUAGCAUACGUUGACGCCAGGACGGACGAUGGAGACGAUGUCACUGAAAGCAUGGAACGUCGAGUAGAAAAUUUGGGAGCAAAGGUAUGGAAUGCCAGACAUCAAAAGCGAGAACAGUUGGAUGGACUCAUUCUCUAA